AUGAAUCCCUGCGUGACGACGCGCCGCGCUUGCGCAGCAGUCGCCGCCGCCCGCGGGCAGUGCGCCCGUCGGUGGGCGCACAUCGAAUCCGGACCCGGCAAGCCGCGCCUCGGAUCCAAGUCCAAACCCAAGGCACCCGGGCCUACCCCUUACAAGCCGUGCGCCCUCCCCUUGCCCCCUCGCCCUUCACGCGCAAGCCCGACUAACCUCCCUCGACAAAGAACCUCACAGGUCCGUCCGCGCCCUCCACCGCUGCCCAAAUCGAAACCGCAACCGCCCGCCGACACCCUCCUGAGCGUAUGGCGGGCCACCUGGCUCCCCCUCAGCGGCGCCGCCCUCGUCGCCGGCGCCCUCGGCUUCUACAUCUUCGGCACCGCCGCCGCCUCCCUCCAACGACCCUGCCCGGCCUGCCACUCCGACCACCAGACCACUCCGACGGGCCGCCCGCCCGCGCUCACCGGCGACAACGCCGAGCAGUUCGACAAGGAGCUGGAUUGGCCCGAGUACUGGAUGGGCAUCACCGGCCUCCGCCGGCGUCUGGCCGCGCACGCCCGCGGCGACGUGCUCGAGCUGGCCAUGGGCUCCGGGCGCAACCUGGCGCACUACGACUGGUCGCCGAUCGAGGCCGCGCUGGUCGCCGCCGCCGCCGCCGCCACCGCCGACGAGCCGAGGAGGAGGGAGAAUGUGCCGAUGCGUGCGAGGCAGGGCAUCACGUCGUUCACGGGCCUGGACAUCUCGGCGGACAUGCUGGACGUGGCGCGGCGGAAGCUGACCGAGACGGUGCCGCCGCUCAAGGACGCCGCGGUGGUCGUGCGCGCCGCCGCCGCGGCGGACAGCACCGGCGGGCAUCUCUCCCUGCUCGACGGCCGGCUGCGGCUUGUGCGCUCCGACGCGCACCACGCCCUGCCCCCCGCGCCCUCCUUCGGCCCCAACGGCGGGGGUGACAGCAAGUACGACUCGGUGAUGCAGACGUUUGGCCUCUGCUCCGUGGCCGACCCCGUCGCGGUGCUGCGCAACCUCGCGACGGUGGUCAAGCCGGGCACCGGGCGCAUCGUGCUGCUGGAGCACGGCCGCGGCCACCUCGGGCUGGUCAACGGGCUGCUGGACCGCCACGCCGGACGCCACUUUGACAAGUACGGGUGCUGGUGGAACCGGGACAUCCAGGCCAUCGUGGAGGAGGCGGCGGCGGCGGCGGCGGCGGAGGGCGCCCCGCGGCUGACGGUGGUGCGCGUAGAGAGGCCCAAGGUGCUGCAGCUGGGGACGCUGGUAUGGGUCGAGCUCAAGGUCGAGGAGGACCCGGCGGCGGCGGGGAAGAAGUGA
This is a messenger RNA of Cordyceps fumosorosea ARSEF 2679, 1320 nucleotides long. Its product is annotated as ubiquinone/menaquinone biosynthesis-related protein. The record is from RefSeq and is a predicted model, not a curated record. The coding region runs from base 1 to 1320 and encodes 439 amino acids. The transcript has a single exon. NCBI's taxonomy places the organism in Eukaryota, Fungi, Ascomycota, Sordariomycetes, Hypocreales, Cordycipitaceae.